AAUGGGCCUUCAUGCGCCCAAGGCCGAGCCAGACGAGCAGACAGCAGCGAAGUGUUAAAACUGUUUAAACCCGAGUGUACGUUGGGGGAUAGUACACCGCGCCCGAACAACGUCCACGUAGUACAACCGUUGAGAGACCGGGGAAGCAGGCGAGAUGGCGGCGCGACUUUGCUUUGCCUACAGGACGGCGCUCCUGCAGAGGUUUUCCGUUCGUGGCUAUGCGUCGUCUAGCGUGCCCACAACCAAGAUGUUCAUCAACGGAGAGUUCGUCGAGUCCAAGACGACCGAGUGGAUUGAUCUCAUGAACCCGGCAACCAACGAACCCGUAACCCGUGUGCCAGUGUGUACGAAUGAUGAAAUGGAAGCGGCCGUCGGUGCUGCAAAGGAGGCCUUCAAGACGUGGUCGCAGACGUCAAUUUUGACGAGGCAGCAGUCCAUGUUCAAGUUGCAGAAUCUCAUCAAGGAGAACAUGAAACGAAUUGCUGCAAACAUCACAGAGGAGCAGGGAAAAACGUUGGCAGACGCUGAGGGAGAUGUGCUUCGAGGCUUGCAGGUUGUCGAACAUGCUUGUGGAGUUACUUCUCUACAGUUGGGCGAGACCUUGCCAUCCAUCACUAAAGACAUGGACACACUCUCCUACCGCAUUCCGCUUGGCGUCUGCGCUGGCAUCACGCCGUUCAACUUUCCUGCCAUGAUCCCUUUGUGGAUGUUUCCUCUGGCCCUAGUCUGUGGAAACACAAUCGUGAUCAAGCCUUCAGAACGCGACCCUGGAGCCACGAUGAUUUUGAUGGAGCUGCUCCAACAGUGCGGUGUGCCAAAAGGGGUGGUCAAUGUCUUCCACGGAACACAUGAAUCUGUCAGAUUCAUCUGUGACCACCCCGACAUCAGAGCAAUCUCGUUUGUGGGAUCUGACACAGCUGGCAAGUUCAUCUAUGAACGAGGCUCGAAGAACGGCAAAAGGGUGCAGUGCAAUAUGGGAGCGAAGAACCACGGUGUGAUCAUGCCCGACGCAAACAAGGAGUACACGCUCAACCAGCUGACAGGCGCCGCCUUCGGUGCGGCCGGACAGAGGUGCAUGGCACUGAGUACCGCCGUUUUUGUCGGAGAGGCCAAGAACUGGAUCCCCGAGCUCGUGGAACGUGCGAAGAAGCUCAACGUGAACGCCGGCCAUGUUCCGGGCGCCGACCUUGGCCCAGUCAUUUCUCCACAAGCCAAGAAACGCAUCUGUGACCUCGUCGAGAGCGGAGCGCAGGAAGGAGCGAAGAUUAUUCUGGACGGCCGCAACAUUAAGGUGCCCGGCUUCGAGAAGGGCAACUUUGUGGGACCCACCAUCCUUACAGACGUGAAGCCCAGUAUGCGUUGCUACCGGGAGGAGAUUUUUGGACCCGUGCUGCUGACCCUCAACGUGGACACAAUGGACGACGCUAUCUCUCUCAUCAACUCCAACCCUUACGGCAACGGCACUGCCAUAUUCACCACGAAUGGCGCCACUGCAAGACGGUAUACCCAAGAGAUUGACGUGGGACAGGUUGGUGUGAAUGUGCCCAUUCCUGUACCACUGCCCAUGUUUUCUUUCACUGGAUCCAGAGGCUCGUUUUUGGGUGACAACAACUUCUACGGCAAGGCUGGGGUCAAUUUCUACACGCAACUGAAGACCGUGACCCAGCUCUGGCGUACGCAGGACUCGACGCACACAAAAGCGGCGACUGCCAUGCCAGUGAUGCGCUGAGAACACGAAACCAUCACUCAUCCCAUCAACUUCGUACAAAGAUUUUCAAUAAAGUGCUUCCAUGAUGUAAGAA
Dermacentor andersoni is the source of this 1802-nucleotide messenger RNA. Its product is annotated as probable methylmalonate-semialdehyde/malonate-semialdehyde dehydrogenase [acylating], mitochondrial. Gene Ontology annotation, molecular function: methylmalonate-semialdehyde dehydrogenase (acylating, NAD+) activity. Gene Ontology annotation, cellular component: mitochondrion. Lineage: Eukaryota; Metazoa; Arthropoda; Arachnida; Ixodida; Ixodidae. The record is from RefSeq and is a predicted model, not a curated record. Gene Ontology annotation, biological process: L-valine catabolic process; thymine catabolic process.